Messenger RNA from Parasteatoda tepidariorum (common house spider), 1746 nucleotides. The record is from RefSeq and is a predicted model, not a curated record. Lineage: Eukaryota; Metazoa; Arthropoda; Arachnida; Araneae; Theridiidae.
ACAUACAAGCUAUUAUUUACAAUUUAUAAAUCGUAAGAAAAAACGUUUCCAGCUGUUUAUUUUUGCCUAUCUUAGACGGCUAAGGCAUGCUUAAAACCUUUGCAUUUUUCAAACGUUCAGCUCAAUACAAUCAGAGUCAUCAAAGGGGCAAAAAUAAGUGUUGAUUUCUUGUCAAAUUUUAUUCUGAAAAAAAAAAAGUGUAAACAAAAAUCGAAAAAUAGAUUUUGAUUUCAAACCUGGUGAUCAAGGAUAAUGAAAACUUCAGUGGCAAAAAAUUAUACUAACUUCUUACUUAGUGAUUAUAAAGUAUAGUGCCAAUCGAGAAUAUUGCGUUUUGCAAAAUGUUGAUGAAGGUCUAUCCUCAAAGAAAUAAAAUCAGCCUUCUUGCUUGUGAAGUUAACUCAGACAACUAUUGAAACCAGAGUUUCCUUAGAUCAUAAUCAAGAAGUUUACUGUUCUACUCAAGUAUGUUGAGAUUAUAAAAUCAAGCUCAUUGUGACCCUAUAAAUUAAACAUUAACUUUGCUCAAUUCCUUGCAAUUAGUAACUUGAAUAUGAAAAUUCUGAAUAAUGGAAAUUAUUAUAUUUUCUUUUACAUAAAAUUUGGUAUUUCUGAAAAUCAUGACUAUUUAUAUUUUGUUACUUUUGGAAAAUGUUAAGCAAUGAAAUAUUAGUUCAGCAUUAAUUAGCUAUUUUUGUUCAUGGCUUAAAACUAUUGUACUUAUUGAAAUAACUAAAAUUCAUUUGCGACUGGUGUGAGCUGAAAGAAAAUUUAAAAAAAAGCUUAAUAUGUCAAUGUUGUGAUGAUUCCUUUUCUAAUCAAAGGAAUCUAACAAAAACAUCUUCUAACUUUUAAAAAUCAUUCUAUUAAAAUUGAUCAUCAAUCUAGAAUCAUGUGUGAUAAAAAAUUUAAAAAUAAACUUUCUUUAAUAGAUCAUAGUAUUGUUCACAGUGAAAAAAAGUAUUUCUUGUGCAAUGUAUGUAACAAAAGUUUUUCAUGCAAGAUUACUUUAUUUAAUCAUAGUAUUAUUCAUAGUGGUAUAAAACCUUAUUCUUGUAAUGUGUGUAAUAAGAGCUUUACUCAAAAAUCUCAUUUAAAUCGUCAUAGUUUCUUUCAUACUAAUAAAAAUCAAUUUGUUUGUAAUUUAUGUAAAAAAACUUUUAGAACAAACCUUUCUUUAACGGACCAUAUUGCUCUUCAUACCGGUGAGAAGCCUUUUGUUUGUGAUAUAUGUGAUAAAAGUUUUAUACGAAAAGAGAGGCUAGCUAAGCAUAGCCUUCUUCACUCAAAUAAUAGUAAAUCCUAUUCUUGUGAUGUAUGUAAUAGGAGGUUUUCAUCAACAUCUGGUUUAAAUUCCCACUAUAUUGUUCACACUGGUGAAAAACCAUAUUCAUGUUGUAUAUGCAAUAAGAGUUAUACUUAUAAAAGUAAUUUAACUCGCCACUUUCUUAUUCAUGCUGGUGAAAAAUCUUAUUCUUGUAGCACAUGUGAUAAGAGUUUUAGAAAAAAAGGUAUUUUGACUCGUCAUUCUUAUAUUCAUACUAGAGAAAAAUCUCAUUAUUGUAGUUUAUGUAAUAAAGGGUUUUCAAAGAAAAAGUAUGUGCUAAGUCACUUAAAAGUAUGCACUAGUCUUAUUCAAGCUGUUGUUAAAGUAAAAAGAGUGUCUUUAUCAUAAAACAUCAUAAGAAGACUACAAGGGAAAAUAAUUGUAUGUAAUGUGUGGGAAGACUUAAAAGCUUAACUAAA